GAAUAGUAAUAAAUGUAGACGGAGUUCAUGCUGAAUACACCAGCUGCGUGUGAGGCCAUGCGAACUGGCGAUGCGCACGCACGGGUCGCACGCCUCCGUCGCAGCGCCACCGCCUUCCAAAACGUCUACGCCGCCUUCGCGCCGUGGCAGCACCUCUCUACCGGCAUCGCAGAGCUGGACGCGUUGUUGAAUGCUGCAGGGGUAGGCAGCGAGGGGAGUAGUGGCGGUGACGGUGGCCAUUCACAUCACAUAAACGCCGGAGCAAGUGGGUGUCGUGCUGGUGGACUGCCGGUGGGGGGACUGCACGAGUUGUACGGCCCCCCGCUCUCCGGCAAAUCCUUCCUCCUGCGCCGCAUCGCGACAACCUACACGCGCCGCAUGACCGCCUUUCGUCAGUGGUGCUUAGAUGAGAUGGUGCGGGAUGAAACAUGGUGGACGAUGUCGACUGCGGAUCGCGAUGAACAGGGUAAAGAGCCGCAAACGGGAGAGGAGACGCGACACAGCAAUGCGGGCCCUUCACCGAAGGUCCUAUUGAAGUCCACGUCAAACAAUGCUGCUGCUGCUGGUGUUCCCUAUGCCCCAACCGUGGCGGUUUGUGAUUGGGACUUAUACGUCUGCUUGGUGCGCGGCACCACAUUGGCACCAGAUAACCCAUCAUCGGCAACCUUUUUUUCGGCUGAGGUGUUGUCUUGGCAAGAGCAGAUCAUCAACGCCCUUCCUACACCUUCUCCUGUUUGUGGCUGUGCGAAAGGCGAAACAAAUGGAGAGCAUGGUGCGAGUGCGGUGCCGGUACCCUCGCAACAGCAAUUGCAGCGGGACUACGUAGCCGGACAUUGUCACGUGUGUGUUGUGUCCACGCCAAACGAGCUUCUCGCCCUUCUCAACGCCCUGCUCACCACAGAAAAUUCGGGUCAAAAGGUGUCUUAUCCGCCUUCUGAUGGAUGUUGCACCAGCUCGUCGUCUUUCACAGCGCAGCAGUCACAGCAGCAGAAGCCUCCCACUACAGAUGCAGCAGACGGCGCGCCAAACACAACAACGGGAAAAGUACAGCGUAAACGCAGUCGAAGCAGCAGUGCUGACAAGUGUGAAUGCACACCCCUACCACCCCUUUUGAUCCCCUCUCCUUCUUCCUCCAGAGUGCCGAAACGCUUAUGGGACCUGCAGAAGCAACGUCUUUUGCUAGUAGACGGUUUAGACCAGCUUUGGCUGCAUCCGAGCUUUGGCACGCACAGUGGAACGCACACUGGGCAGUGGUUUUCGAUGGAGCUGCAUCGCCUCUUGCGAUGUUUCUUGACUCCGCAGUGUCUCGAGGCACCUGCUGUUCCUGCUGAAGACGACAGUAGGCGGAGGAAUCCGUUGGUCAACUGUUCGUUUUCCGUGUACUCCACCGUGGUGGCCACAAACGGCUACCAAGGUGGGGGCUUCGGUUUGCACACGCAACAGCAGCUGCAGGAUCGACUCCGCAGCUUUCCGGUCAUACCAACGCAGGAACAAAAAAACAAGGGGAGGAUAUCAUCGACGUCUCUAGCAGCAUCAGCAGCAGCGGUGUUGCCGCGGCCAGCUGGAAACCCGGUGUGGUGGAUGGCGGUGGACACGCGCUGUCUAGUGGAGCCAGCGCACCCCGGGCUUGUGUCUCUUCCGUCCUCUACGCCGUCUUCGUUCCGCUCCACAAGCGGUUCACACGCCGAAACACAACCGCCUUCUUCGACGUCAGAGACGCAACGACGUGCAGCGAGGUCACCUCGGGCAAUAGUUUCGUCACUUUCUUUUGGUCCUUCGAGGGAGGAGGCAGAAGCUGCCGUCGAAAUGCAUGUAACGGUGGUGCUGGGAGGGUCACGUGUCUGUGCAGGUUGGGUGGAGCGACGCGACGACAAGGAAGGUGAGGGAGGUAAGAAUUAA
Molecule: messenger RNA, 1899 nt
Organism: Leptomonas pyrrhocoris
Lineage: Eukaryota; Euglenozoa; Kinetoplastea; Trypanosomatida; Trypanosomatidae
Exons: 1
Coding region: 58-1899 (613 amino acids)
Source: RefSeq, a predicted model, not a curated record